Messenger RNA from Solanum pennellii, 1559 nucleotides. Its product is annotated as hippocampus abundant transcript-like protein 1. Gene Ontology annotation, biological process: transmembrane transport. NCBI's taxonomy places the organism in Eukaryota, Viridiplantae, Streptophyta, Magnoliopsida, Solanales, Solanaceae. The coding region runs from base 134 to 1426 and encodes 430 amino acids. Gene Ontology annotation, molecular function: transmembrane transporter activity. The transcript is spliced from 14 exons. The record is from RefSeq and is a predicted model, not a curated record.
UAUAGUGAAAAGACUAUUUAUUUCAUUUCACCAACUAUAAGGCAUAAUAAUUGAACUUCCAACAAAGAAAUUGUCAAUUCUAUAUUGUUUGUAGAUAAAUAAAGGUAGAUGAAGAGUUGAAGCAGAGGAAAAUAUGGAAAAGAUUAGCAGUUUGAAACACUUAUUUGUGACAGUGUUUCUCUCAAAUUUUGCAUUUAAUGUGGUGACUCCAGCAAUUACUGAUAUCACUAUGGAUGCAAUUUGUCCUUCUCAAGACAAGUGUUCUCUUGCUAUUUAUCUUUCUGGUUUCCAACAAGCUAUUAUGGGAUUGGGAUCAAUGUUGAUGAUGCCCCUAAUUGGAAAUUUAUCUGAUGUUUAUGGAAGGAAAACUUUGCUCACAAUUCCAGUCACACUCUUGAUUUUUCCUUCAGUGAUAAUGGCAUACAGGAGGACCACAAACUAUUUUUAUGCUUACUAUGUGAUGAGGACGUUGACUGGCAUGCUCAGUGAUACUGGCAUUCAAUGCAUCUCCAUUGCUUAUGCGGCUGAUUGCAUGUCAGAGGAGAAUCGCGCUUCUGCUAUCGCAACUGUGGCGGGUGUAGGCUCUGCUGCAUUUUUAUGCUCUAACUUUGUUGUUCGUUUCCUUUCGACUGCACAAAUAUUUCUGGUGUCAUCAAUUUCUUCAUCAGCUGCGCUAUUAUACAUGACAAUGUUCCUAAAGGACAACAUUAAAAACAACUACGAUGCUCUCAAUCAAUCCAUAUUAGCCAACCAUCAAAGUGACCACUCAGAGGGAACAACAUUUCACCAAAUUAUUAACUUGCUCAACACUAGUACCACACUUUUAUUGGCAACAUUUAUUUCAAUCUUAUAUGGUCUUGGCGAGGGUGGAAUACAAUCUCCAUUUCUGUACUUCUUAAGGGCUCGAUUUCAAUACAACAAAGACAAUUUUUCUAUUCUAAUGCUUAUUUGCUACGGCGGGGCAACAUUUUCUCAAUUAAUCUUAUUGCCCAAGUUGGCUCGUAUAAUCAGAGAAGAGACAAUACUUUCCUUGGCACUCAUAGCUGGUUUUAGCAAUAUGCUAAUAGAUAGCAUUGCAUGGGCAGCUUGGGUUCCUUAUGUAGUUGCUGCUUUGUUUCCUAUGUUUUUCUUCCUAGCAAAACCAGCUUUACAAAGCAUUGUUUCAAAACAAGUUGGGUCAAACGAGCAGGGAAUUGCUCAAGGGUGCCUUUUUGGCGUAGGUUCCUUUGCAAACAUUCUCUCUCCAUUUAUAUUUAGUCCUUUGACAGAUCUUUUCUUAUCUGAGAGAGCUCCAUUUGAUUAUCCUGGUUUUAGUAUGUUGUGCAUCGGCCUUGCUUGGUUAAUAGCAAUUAUACCUAGCAUGAUGAUAAGCUGGUUUGGUACUACCUAUAAUUCAAGACACAAAAUCAGGGAUGUCCUUUGCUAGGAGGCUUAAUUUCAACAAACUGUAUAUUAAUUUGUAUAUCUAAAAUCCAUUUUAUACACCAAUAAUGUAUAAAAGUGUUGAUAGUAAUUGAUCAUCUCACAUUUGAAUACUCCAAGUUAUAGUAUUUUAUUCA